GAGUAAUUUGACUGGAAACGAGCGAGAUUCCUCAAUCACAUCACUAUUAUGCAGCGUAUUGAAACUGAACUGAACGAAUUCUUGAAGAUCAAGAAUUGCUCGUAGUUGUGUACAUUAGUAUUUGUAUGGUGUCUUCAUUACAAAUUAGAUUAAAAGUGAAGAUAUUACAACAGUGAAAAACCGUAUACCUUCUUACAAUGUUAGAAAAGAGCUGACGUAAUGAAACACAAAUUUGAUUACUAAAAGUCAUGUUUUGCUUUUCUACCAUUGCUUUCGAAUAAUUUCGUAACACUAUAAUAAAUGGGCUUUUAAACACAAGAAUGUACGGAAUAAACGGAUCCGAUUUUCCCCCUGUUACUGAGGAUACCUUUUGUAAAUAUGUGUUAUAUUACGAGAUAAACAAUUCGAGGGUCCGAAUCUGGGAUUUAAUAAUUUUGAUACCGAAUGCUUUAUUUGUGCUGUUCUUAGUGGUAAGAUUUAACAAGGCCCAGUUAAAAUUACGUGCUACCAGUAGUCCAAUAUUUUUGACGUUUUACUCGUUGGUGUGGGGCAAUGUGAUUAUCAGCUUAAUACGAUGUGGUGUUUCCAUGACCGUUAAUGCUUCUAUGCCAUUCGGUGGUCUGAUAGAUAAGAUCUUAUGGGUUACUGUGAGAUUUUUUCUUCUAGCAACAGAAAUGAGUGUAGUAAUAUUUGGAUUGGCUUUUGGGCAUAUGGACAGCCGAAGCAGUAUAAGAUAUGUUCUUUUGGCUACAUCACUUAUAUCACUUGCCUUUACAAUCACUCAAGGAACACUAGAAAUUGUAAUGCCCGAUGACAUAUUCCACAUUGAUACCAGAGACUAUGAUCUGUUUGGACAUGGUGGAAUGCUGUUCUGGUUUACAUCAUCAUUGGUGUUUGCAAUCAUUUACUUCAUAAUUCUCUUGCUACCAUGGAUUCCUCUCCGGGAAUAUUUAGCUUUACCAACGAAACUCUCAUUUUAUUUAUAUAUACUUCUACUGGCAUUAUUGGACACCACUCAAGCAGUUGGUGCGGGACUCCUGGCAUGGGGCUCCAUGCAGUGCGGACUGUGUGUUGUUGAUGUCACCACUUGGCUCUAUUUCUCACUUUACACUCCGUUAGUUUAUCACACAUUCCUCAGCGAAUUUUUCAGUGUGUCACAGCCUAGCAUUAUGUUCUCCUACAAGGCUCAAAUGGACGAGCCCAUGGAAGAUGAUCAGGUCUCGUUACCACAUCAGCAGAGCUUCAGUUCGCUCAAGACAGAUUCUGAUUAUAUCUAUCAGCAGAGUAACAGUGUAUACGAUAGUACUCUAUUUGAAGCAGGAGGAACAACACCGAUGAAUCCAGUUUACAGUGCAUCACUGCAAAGCCCCGAUUCCAUAGUUUCUGGACAAUCGAUAGAAAUUGGUGCCCCAACUGCGUUCCAUACCCAACAUAUACCAUCAACAUAACAAUAAAACAAAGGUAUUCGAAAACUUCAUACAUCCAAAGAAAAACAUAACUAAUUUUAGAAUUUAACAUCGACAAAUCAAGCAAUAUUCAAGGAAACAUUUAAAUACAUAGAUAUGGGUAAAUUGUAACAAUUAUUGUUAAUUUUAAGCUAAUCAUAUAAGAUUUAUGUUAUGGUUUGUACCAAAAAUUAUCUUUGAAUUGAACCAUGAAAAGAUAGACCAUUUUUUUAUAUGAACAAAUUUUCCUUACAGAAUUUCUACAUUCUUGACUAACUGAAAUUAAGGUUUGUAGAUGGAAUAAAUUGAGAUGGAUUAGGGUAGAAAAUGUAUUAACUAGAUUUAUGUUUUGAUUUAUGAGUUUAUGAAAAAUGUUCUUAAAAAAUAAAUUUCCCUUGUAAAAAUUAUAGGAAUGAUAGACGUUCGUUAUUAUUUGGCAAUCUGUCUGCAGACUUUCACCGUAAAUAAUAUAUGAAUGACGAAAGUUAAUUUCUUAUCUAUGUAUUUAAAUGUAUGAUGAAAGCAUUAUUUGCUUGUCUUAUAUAGUCUAUAGUUAAGGUAAUCUUCGAACGAAUUACAUCCAAUGCGUAUAUUGAAAUAAUUUUUUUGCACCUCAAUUUCAAAUAGUUUUUAUGUGAUAGCACCAGUGAUCAACUAACUUGAGACUGUACAUCAUUUCUGCUUUAAUAUAGUGCAAUGGAUCCAUCCAUUAAGAUUCAUAUUAGGGUAAAGCUGUAACAGCUAUCUAUAUUUGUAAAUAGAAAGAUAGCUGUACUGUUUAUUACUUUUUUUUUAACUGAACCCAUUUAAGUAUUAUGGAUUUGGGUUGGGUCCUAUGUGGUAUCAUUAUCAUUAUAACAUUCACCAAUAAUUAAUUUGAUCAAAGUUAGGAUAUGUAGAUCUGGAUUACUGACUAUUCGGAACGUAUAUAGAACGAAUUACACGGAUCUGUCAUGUGUGUAUUUUUUUGUGCCUAACCGCGAUAACAGCACUACCUCCAUUCGGCCAGAUAAGAUUUAUAGUCUAUCAACAAUAUUGUUUAAAGAAAAAUUAGAAUGAUGCUGGAAAAAGGUAACUUCAAUUACCAUACAGAUUACAAUUAUGUCUACAUUUCUUUAGUUUGGUCACUGUAUAUUCGUGUAUUGUAAACAAUUUAAUAUUUCUUGUAAUAGCUAAAUAAUUAAUCCACGUGUUUUGGUUAAUUUAUGUUUUUAAUAAUAAACUAAACACUAUUUCUCCCGAAAAUAUUUUAUUGAGGUUAUGUCGAUUAAAAUAGUUUGUAAACCAUUGUAUAUGUAUACAGUAUUUAUUGAAAUCAAUAAUAAUUAUGAAAUCUAUAAAGUUACACACGUGUGUUACUGACGAAAGUUUUUUGCAUUAUGUAAUUACGGUCAUCCAUGUUGCGACCAAACGUCAAUUGUCAUCUGUCAAUGUCGUUUAUUUUUUUCCGUUAUUUAAUUAUAUUCAAAAUAAAUAAUUAAUUAUGUUGGUAACGUACAUUUUUAACGAAUCAAUGAAAUAUAAUUUUACUGGUUAAUAAAAUUGUGUGGAUUUUCUGAAAAAAAAAAGAAACGUAUUAGAA
This is a messenger RNA of Papilio xuthus (Asian swallowtail), 3027 nucleotides long. RefSeq names its product transmembrane protein adipocyte-associated 1 homolog. Gene Ontology annotation, molecular function: G protein-coupled receptor activity. The record is from RefSeq and is a predicted model, not a curated record. The transcript is spliced from 6 exons. Bases 321 to 1448 code for a protein of 375 amino acids. NCBI's taxonomy places the organism in Eukaryota, Metazoa, Arthropoda, Insecta, Lepidoptera, Papilionidae. Gene Ontology annotation, cellular component: plasma membrane. Gene Ontology annotation, biological process: G protein-coupled receptor signaling pathway.